Molecule: messenger RNA, 2031 nt
Organism: Fusarium venenatum
Lineage: Eukaryota; Fungi; Ascomycota; Sordariomycetes; Hypocreales; Nectriaceae
Source: RefSeq, a predicted model, not a curated record
AUGCCUAAUGUUACAAAUCUCUCCAGAGCCGCUACUGUGUCAGCGGCCUCCGGUUCCCAACGACAGUUACUACAGCGCAGAGGCAGCUUCACCGUCGAUCGUUCAGACAGCAAAUCCUUUUCUGAUCAUUCCUUGGACAACAAACGUGUUUCCAGAGACGACCUUGCUCUCAUCCUAAAAAGCUCAAGGCAGGGCAACGUAACGGCGUUUCACAUCCCCAUCCAUGGCCGACUUCCAUCUCCCGACCUCAGCCCGCGCACUUCAUCACUAUCAACAACGACUCUAGUGCGAACCUCAACCCCGGAUUCUGUAGGAGACACUGGAGAGGUUGGAGUAAUUGCCGUUGGUAUGGCCAUAGGAAGUCCAUCACACAUGGGAGACUCAGCGCCGGCGCCUUGGAACCCGCAAAACAGGGCUAUGAAUGCAGCAGUUGAUGCACCAGAAUCCAUACAAGAAUCCGAACCUAAGCCUGCACCAGAGCCUGUUGAGGAACACGAUCAAAAGCAUCGCAAGUGGGGUAUAUUUCGUUCAAAGUCAAAACGAGGAACGAGGCCCGAGAAGCCUCAACGGUCUUUGACAGAUAGCAACGCUUCCACCACAUCAUUAAUUUCUUCUGGAUUACCAUCAUCAGUCUCGGGAGAACCAAGUUCACGAAGACCACCAAAACAUAAACCAAUUGUUAUUCGAUCUCACACUGAACCAACUAUUUCUCAACCAGCACAGGUGAUCGAAGAAUCACCACUGCCUACACAAACACCGAGCCAGGCCACUUUUUCGCCGUCAAAACUUGGGAAAGAGAAGGCUAUCAACGAAAUCAAGGCAACAAAGGAGACAAAGCCAAAAGAGCCUGGAUCUGGAGGGAUGGGUCGCAAGAUGUCACUGAGGGCCUUCCGAGGCGACUCGAGCAAGAAGAGAGCGCAAAGGGUAGCCGUGCCACCCUCCUCACCACCACCGAUGCCCGCGAUCCCUCGGUCACUACUUGAUGUCGAAAUCCCUGAUAUUAAAAUGGACCGAUAUAGUGUUAUGUUCAACAGUGUAUUGCAGCCCCAGCAAGGAUCAGCUUCCUCACUACUUGCCCGGCGACAAGCGAAUCUAGAUCACCUCAAGAUGGUCAAGGAUGCUAUUACCGAAAAUCGAGAUUUUCGUCGUCCACGGAGAGCAACCUCGCCACAGCCCUCGCCGAAUUUCGUUCCUACUGUAGAUCAGAUGAAGCCAUUGCCUUCCCCUCGCUUCCGUGCUAACACAUCUCCCGCCCCAUACGACUCAGCCAGUUUUGUACAGACGCCAGAGAUCUUGACCCACGAAGCCAAGGCUCAGGUCGUUACACUCUCACGCACAGAAGUGCAACACGACAAGUUUGCCUCACAGGCUACACACUACCAGCCUGUUUUAGUCUCCAAGUUCAACAGACGUCCCAGCGGGACGGCUGCAGAAAGAAUCAGCCUUGUUCCAAAGAUACAUCCUUCGCCCCCUAGGGCAGUCGUCUCGCCCGAAAAGUUCUCCAGACAGAACUCCCCCUACACGCCUGUCUCUGGAGCAGUACCUGUGUCUCCUGAACACACAGAUGACGAGAAGGAUGUUCAUGUUGCCAAAGGAAGAAACACAUCUCCCUCUCAAGCGUCGUGGCAAAUGGCCUCACCCCCUGCUUCGGUCACAUCAUCUAACGCGGGGGCUUCAAGGCGAUUUUCACCUUCCUCGUCCUUGUCAUCACCCAAGAAGAAGAGUCCCGACACUGACGCCCAGGAAGCCCUGCGAAAUGCUGUUGAGAUCUCUAUCGCUCGCCAGAUCAGCGUUUCUCAACAGCAGCGCAAGAUGCUGCACCCCCUGAAGAGUAACCCCAGUGUCAGGCAUAGGCGCAAUGGCAGUCCUGCUACAUCUGGGCCUGGCUAUAUCCCCAUCGAGGAGGGCGAACGCCUGGCUGAGACCAGGUCAUCUACCCCUGUCUUGGUAAACCCGCGAGAAUUGACACACUCUCCCGAUGCAUACCAGACACAUCGUAAGAGCGAGAUGGUUAUUUUCGAGGAGUCCUGA